Pungitius pungitius (ninespine stickleback) is the source of this 2032-nucleotide messenger RNA. RefSeq lists its product as uncharacterized. Gene Ontology annotation, molecular function: nucleic acid binding; 3'-5'-DNA exonuclease activity. The coding region runs from base 637 to 1455 and encodes 272 amino acids. Lineage: Eukaryota; Metazoa; Chordata; Actinopteri; Perciformes; Gasterosteidae. Gene Ontology annotation, biological process: DNA catabolic process. The transcript has 3 exons. The record is from RefSeq and is a predicted model, not a curated record. Gene Ontology annotation, cellular component: cytoplasm.
GUCUCGCCCAGUUUGAUGUUUGUUGUUGGUGCGUCAAAGUCAUCGUGGGUGUGAGUCACGUCAGAAGACAUUUAUUGACCUGAUGUGUUCCACAUGGAGGAAUUUGACUCUGUGAAUUGGUGCCAUAUAAGAAUAAGAUAAGAUUAAGAGAAAUAUACAAGCAAAAAUGGAAACAUUAUAAACGGGUAAGUACGUUAAAACGCCCACGUUAUGUCCAGAUGUUUGUGGGAUGGAGGAUUGGGUCAAUUUAAGAUUCACUAAAUUCAGUACAGCCCUUAUUUUGAGAUGUAACAAAGUAAAAGACUUGAUAAAUAGUAAAAUGUUUCCUCCUGUAGCCUUUAAAAGAAUCUGUGAUGCGUUUAGUGAACAUUUAAGUAUUUCUAGAUAUACAUAUAUAUGUAUUUUAUAGAUGUUUCUAUAGAUUACUUGACUUGGGUAGCAACCAUAAAGCUGCCAACUCACAAACAAAGUAUCCAAGUUUAUGUAUUUAUUUUUUUUAUUCCGUUAUUUGUUGAUUGCUUGUAUGGUAUCCAGGAGUGACGUCGGUCUCAGACUCGCGUGACAACGGCAACGUUCCGUCAUCCGGCUCAAAAGUGAAACUAACCGAACCGCGCCGAAGGUUCCUCCUUUUGUUUCAUGAGAGACGGAGAAGAGACAGACAGACUGACAGACAGACAGACAGACAGACAGACAGUGACACGGAGAGACACGGAGAGAGAGGGCGAAACCGAAAGCGGUCCUCGCGCGCCGGGAGUCACGCGGGAUGCGGCGGGGAUUCGCCAGGUGACUCACCUGGUGACUCACCUGGCGAAUAAAAAGCGAGCGGAGAAGCGUCCCGGCCAUCAGCUGAUCACCAGCCCGCAGUGCGAGAUGUCUGAUAACAGAAGCAUCGUUUUCUUCGACCUGGAGGCCACUGGAUUGGACACCAAUGUGUGUGACAUCAUCCAGCUGUCGGCGAUCUGCGGAAAGCGAGUCUUUAACGCCUACAUGCUGCCGACCCGCGAGCUGACGGACAGCGCCAAGCGGGUGACGGGCUUCACCGUCAGGGACGGCACGCUGUUUCACAACGGCGUCCCCAUGAGCACCGUCCCCCUCGCCGAGGCCCUCGCCUCCUUCCUCGACUUCCUGCGCUCCUUCGGGGGCCCCGUGCGGCUGGCGGCGCACAGCGCCCGGCGCUUCGACGCCCCCGUGCUCACCAGGGCGCUGCGGCGGCUCCGGCUGCUGCCGGAGUUCCAGCGGGCCGUGUGCGGCUUCGUGGACACCUUCCCGCUGGCCAAGAGCCUGUUCCGCCUGAGCAGCUACUCGCAGGAGAACAUGGUGCGUCACUUCCUGGGGAAGAGCUACGACGCGCACAACGCGGUGGCGGACGCCACGAUGCUGCAGGAGCUGUUCAACCACUGGGCCCCCAGCGCGCAGGCCGUGCAGAGGGCCUCCUUCUCCACCCAUCUCUUCUGAAGACGGUCCCGGCAUUUGAGCAAAAUAUUCCAUUUGGCGCUGAACGUUUCCUUUGCUUUGCUUUGCUUUGCUUUUGUCGUCGUGGAGCCUCUGGGUGGUUUGUACAAACUGGGGUUUAAACGGCAGGGGAAUCAACUUCUAGUGACUUGGAGACACAUCUCGUUCUCUACGUUCACACGCAGGUUUUUACAAAUGAAAACAGUAGCACAGAUGUAAGCAUAAAUAAUAAUAAUAAAAUGUAGUAUGUCUCAACUGGUCUGGCUCCGGGACCCACCAUCACCCCGUAAUGACGAUUUUUUUAUCUUUUAUUUUCCCAUGCAAAGGCCCGCGACCCACUAAAAACGAGCUCACUGGGUCGCGACCCACCAGUUGAGAAUCACUGAUCUACACAUAUAUAUAUGUAUACAUAAUAAAUAUGUAUACAUAUAUAUGAUGGACAUAACUUGUAUAACAAAAACGGUAAAAUACUGUGUACUUUUGUCUUACCCUUUCGUUAUUAUAUUGUAAUGUGUGUCAUACUCACAAGUUGUGUUCUAUGUCUUUUGAGUUGUAAUAAAUAAUAGUAAAUAAAUCCAGC